AUGGCUAGCCGACAGCAGGAACACCGAGCCCAGAAGAUCUCCAGCGCCAUCGACAGCCUCAUAGCCCACCUGAUCCCCGAAAACCCCUACGAAGACGACCAGACCGCCGAGCUUCGACACGACGACUAUGCCUCGGCCGUCAAGGCUCUUCUCGAACAACCCUCCCCGCCAAGCUAUGAUGCCGACGUCAACAAUGCCUCCGACUUGAUCAAGAGGAAGCUGAUCCAGGGAAACCCAACCCAGGCACUGCGCUUCUCCCACCUCUACACCCGACUACUCUCCCUCCCGGUGCUCAACCAAAAGUGGGCCAUCCUCUACUUUCUAUACCAGCUCUCGGACUCGCCAGAUCCCAAUGAGCCCCUCCCUCUAAGCCCGCUUGCCCGACAGCAACCUCAUUUCGACCCUCAGUUCCACCCCCAGAUCCAGGCGCAAACACCUCAACCGUCAGCAUGGCCUGCCGAACCCAGGAUCCCGGCAUAUGACGAGGUUCAGGAUGAGGAGGUCAUGGAGGAUGCCCCCUCUCCUGAAGGCUCUCACAAUCUCCCCCCAGAAAGGCCAAGACAUGGCCGAGACCAAGGUCAUACGCCUGCCCAGAGUCACCAGGCUGGUCCUGCUUCAAGAGACGAAAGGGAUGUGGCACACGACCCUUCGGAGCCGGCCUUGUUAAGGGAUCUGCCCUUCACCCUUCAAGGCCUCUCAUCGGCAACUCUCCCCUUUCUCAACGACACAACGUUGAAGCUACCACCAACGCUCCCCAUUCCCAUCAUCUCUCUUCUCAACACACUGGCCGAGCCUUCGCUUCUCUACAGAGGACUGAACGAGUUUACCAAGACGCCGGCAAACGGAUUACUGGGCCAGAGUCUACGGGCUGCCAUCAGCAAGGAGCUUCGGUCAUAUUUGACUCUGGUGGCUACCCUGGAGACCCAAAUUCGCCGCGCUCUCUCUGAGCUUGACGAGUCUGCUCCCCGUGGUGGCAUUGGAAAAACGGGCGUUACGCUCAAGCGAUGCGUGGUAUGGACCCGUGAGGCUACUAUGGGCUUGCGCCUCAUGUCUCUGAUUGCCGAGGAGAGCAAGAAUAAGCAUGGUGGGCAGCUGAUCACCCUGAUUCAUAGCUUCUCGUCUUCACACGGCGAUCCUGUCGUAGCUGCUUUCGCUGAGCGCUUGCUUGUUGACGUGACUCGGCCAUUCUACGAUAUCCUGCGCCGCUGGAUCUAUGACGGAGAGCUCCUCGAUCCUCAUAUGGAGUUCUUCGUUCGGGAACAGAACCCCCUCGAUGAGGAGAGGAAAGACGCCAAAGCUAAGGGCCAAAUGAGUGUCUGGAACUCCAAGUAUGAGCUUGUUGAGGACAUGGUUCCGAGUAUUAUCACACGCAACUUUGCUGACAAGGUUUUCCUCAUCGGAAAGUCCCUUAACUUCAUCCGCCACAGCUGCGGUGAUCACAAAUGGGUUGAGGACUACAGUAAAAAUGCAUCCAGGGAGCUCAAAUAUGGUGACACAGCUACCCUGGAAGCCUGGAUUGACGAGGCACACAGGGAGACAAUGAGCCAUCUUAUGCGUCUCCUAAAUGAUCAGUUCCGUGUCUUUGAUCAUCUAGAGGCGCUCAAGCGGUACAUUCUGCUGGGGCAGGGUGAUUUUAUUGCUCUACUGAUGGAGUCGCUGGCUCCUAACCUAGAUCGGCCAGCGGGCGCCCAGUAUCGACAUACACUCACUGCGCAGCUUGAGCAUGCCAUCCGAGGCUCAAACGCUCAAUAUGAUGAUCCAGAAAUCACCAAUCGCUUGGAUGCUCGCAUGCUUCAGCUUAGCCAUGGUGAUAUCGGCUGGGACUGCUUCACGCUCGAGUACAAGAUUGACGCGCCCGUGGACGUCGUUGUUACCGAGUGGGGCAACCGACAGUACCUCAAAGUCUUCAACUUCCUUUGGCGUAUCAAGCGUGUCGAGUUUGCCCUGGCCUCGACCUGGCGCAAGUGCAUGACUGGCGCCCGCGGCGUUCUCCAGACGUCGGACGAAACGGUGCUUCAGACAUGGAAGAGCACCCGGGGUGUCCUCGCCGAGAUGGUCCAUUUUGUCGGCCAAUUACAGUACUACAUCCUCUUUGAGGUCAUCGAAAGCAGUUGGACCGAACUGCAAAAGAACAUUCACAAGGGAAACUGCACUCUCGACGACCUAAUAACUGCCCACACCAAAUACCUCACAUCUAUCACACAUAAGGGUCUACUCGGUGCCAAACGACGACAGUACCCGCAGACAGGCGACCCUGUCUCAGCAUCUUCCACGACCGACGAAGAUCGUAACUCCUACAUGGUCCAGCUAAGCGAGCUGCUCCGGAUAAUGCUCGCCUACAGAGACAGCGUAGACGGUCUUUACAGCUGGUCCGUCUCCGACUUUACGAGACGUCAGGAGAAGGAGACAGCCGGGCUGAUCUACUCGCACCGCGGCGGGAGCACCCGAACCACGACGCGAGACCGAGCCGAUUCCCAAGCUGCGUCGUCCAUGGCUGACUCGAUGGAUCUCGAUCCGCCAUACGAGUACUUCGACGCCGCGGCGACCAGUGACGCGGGAUCAGUUAAGAGCGAGUUCCCAGCGUUGCAGGACCGGUUGAAGCAAUUGGGCGCCAACUUCAAGACCAGGUUGCAAAUCCUAUUGGGAGAUUUGGCGUACCAGCCGGAUGUGGAUAUGCGGUUCUUGGGAGUGUCGAUGAAUUUCAAUGAUGUGUAUCAACCUGUGAGGAGGAAGACGAAGACCUCGUCGAGUGCCGUCCCCACUGGUGGAGCUGCCUCUGUCGCUUCGGGGGCAUCGUCGGUAGUGGGCGCUCAGGGACAAUCUCAGGCUGGGGGGAGUGGUGGGCAAGGUGUUGCGGGAGGAGGGACGACUUUUCGUGGGACAGAUACCUCGAAGGCCUAGGCGGCAUGUGGAUCUGAUAGGAGCGAUUUGAGUAGCGAGCCAAGGUAUUUGUACCGGAGCCGGUAACGACAGGUGAUAGGUAUACCACUAGUUGUAGGAUGGGAAGUAGCGAGGGGGAUGAAACCGGACAUAACAGCGAACAUUGGAAGAACGGAUGACAAUUUGUGGACCUAUCGUGACCGAGCAUU
Molecule: messenger RNA, 3089 nt
Organism: Neurospora tetrasperma FGSC 2508
Lineage: Eukaryota; Fungi; Ascomycota; Sordariomycetes; Sordariales; Sordariaceae
Exons: 2
Coding region: 1-2901 (966 amino acids)
Biological process (GO): spindle assembly; cytoplasmic microtubule organization; microtubule nucleation
Cellular component (GO): gamma-tubulin small complex; spindle pole; centrosome
Molecular function (GO): microtubule minus-end binding; gamma-tubulin binding
Source: RefSeq, a predicted model, not a curated record